ACCCUGAGAGGAAGAGUAGAUGGUACAUGCCGCUGGUGCAGACAGUUCAACCGCGGUUUACAGCGCUUUUUCACAUUUGCACUGGUUGCUGAAUCUUAACUUUUCGAGCUCGCCAUGGCUCUGUGCGGGGGAGUCGGAGCCAUGGCUUUGCCCAGCGAGCUUAUUGUCCAUAUAUUCUCCUUUCUGUCGGAUCGAGACAAGCUACGGGCCUCGUCCGUGUGUUCGCGCUGGAGGGAGUGUCUCUUCUACCCUGCGCUGUGGACUGAGCUCAAACUGCGAAUAGGUGGAGGGGGUUCCAGCUCCGAUGAAACUCCGAGGCUCGAGUUUCUGAUGCGGAAAUUCGGUUCAUUCGUGCGAGAGCUGCAGCUCGAGCUAGCCCCAGUUGAAGGAUACCUGAGUCCUUUGAACAGCGACGCAUCGGCCACACGCAUGGAGCCAUCCCGCGGUGCAGACAGCGACCCGCAACUCUCCGGGCGCUGGAAAGACGCCAUGGUCUCCUAUUUGAACCAGGUGUUAUGUGUAUUCACCAGCAUCAGAAAUAAUAGAAACCUCCAGAGGCUCCGUCUGUAUGGAGACACCUGUGUUCUUCAACAAGAGGGACUAUUGGACAGUUCCAACCUUCACCAAAUUGAGCAGGGGGACAAAAAGAUCAAUGAAAUCCAGCAAUUGUUCAUGGAGUGUUUGUCCAACAGCCGGCAGCUCCAGUGGCUUUCAUGUAGCUUCAUGCUUGGUCUGGUGACCCCCAGCUCUUUAGCUUGUUUGUCAAACCCCUCAGCAGAAACCCUGCAGCACCUCAGUUUAUUGGACCACCAACUGGGACCACUUAUGUCUCCAUCAGAGUUGGGUCGGCUCUCGAAUCUUCAGUCCCUUGCUCUGGAUUUUUCUGAUUUGACAUCAGAGCUUUGUGGUUUACUGGCAUCUCCACGUCGUACUCCUUUGCAUCGCCUCUCGCUGCUGCUCAACGGUGCUGCCCUAGAAUUUAAACCAUUAGAUGGGAUAGCUACAGAAGACGACUGGAAGGCACUUGUCCGUGUUAGCGCCAAUCUGAGAGUCUACAUCAUGGCACUUGAAGUAGUGAGCGCGGAGCUCCUUCGGGUCCUUAAACCUAGUCUCCCUUUGGAGCGUCUCCACCUCGACAGUUACAGCACCGUUGUGACUGAUGCCACAUUGGAGCUCAUUUCUCAGCAGUACAACAAAACACUGACUCAUUUCCUUCUUUUGAGAGAUGACCCUGACUUUCCGGACCUCAGCGUGAAUCGCAAUGAAGACCCCUUGGUCCUCUUGGCUUGGAGGUGUACGAAGUUGACUGUAUUGGUCUUGCAUGGAUACACUGUCUGGUCUCAUAACCUGGUAGCCAUCUCCCGCCUGCGAGGAUCCAGCCUUCAGGUCUUGACCGUGUCUGAGGAGAGUAUCGAUUUUGACCCUGACCAGUCUAUGUGCAUGGAAGGCGAUCCAUUUCAUAAUCUGGUAAAAGAGGUGUCACUGGGCCUUGGACGCGUCUGGCACCCCUGCCUGGAUUCCAACCUGGUUUUAUCUGAACCCACCCAACAUUUCCACCAAGAGGUGCAUGCUUUUAGCAUGGGCAUGUAGACAGGGUGGCAACUUGUGCUUAAAAUAGCCAACAAGUGUCAAAACCAGGCCAGAAUAAGUCAGAUCAGACCUCAAAUCUUUGUUCAGAGCAGAUCUUAAACACCCACGGUUUUAUUUUGCUGUUAUUUAUUUCUGUCAGCUAACUGACUACCAUUCAGUGUUCUGCUCUGAGUUUGUUGGCACAGUCAGUCUGGUCUGGUUUUGUUCACAAGUACUAUAUGGAGCUUCACCUUAUUAACCUCUGCAACAUAUUUUAUUGUUAACUUUUGCUCUGCUUCUAACCUUAAUUCAUGUGUGGUGGUUUAUUUGCCUCUAUAGAUGUGUGUAUUUGCAUAUAUUGCUAUCCCGCCCACAGUGAAGAUAGAACAUGGCAGACUUGCUGAAUGAUAAUGAAUGGAAUAAUAGGGGUUAAAAGUGCAGGGGAUGAGUGCUUUAGUUCAACAAUCUUUUGGCAUUUGUCAGUCUUUUAAAAUUGUCUCUAGUAGUGGAGGUAAAUAUACCUAACACACUUAUUAUAGUCUGAGCUGCUUUUGGAUGGUCUCAUUGGAGCUCAUUCUUCAUUUGUCUUCUAAGUUGAGAACAUUUCCUGCAGGGUGGGAAUUUAAUACAAUAAAUUGACUGACCUUGGCAGGUGCAAAUGUUUUUGGCUACAGUCAUGUGUUUUCCAUGACUCAGGGUUUUGAGCAUUGUUCAGUAGCAUGUAAAAGCCAAGUGCACCUUGCUGGUUCAGAUAUCUGUCCCUGCUGCUAGUUUUCCCACCCUGCUAACCUUCUCAACUGUUCUCAUGAGGACAAAGGAUGGAGCCUUGUCUUCCGACUGACAUUUGAAGCCAAAUUCUAAACUACUCAAAACCCCCUUCACUGUACAAGUCACCCCUAUUUUAUUAUGUUUAAAGUUUAUAUAUUUACAUAUAUUUUGUAUAUUCUAGGUGAUACAUCAGUGGUAUCCUCCAGAGGUUAAGAUAUUUUAACAGGUUACUGUUUCAGAGUGUUUAUAUAUCCUGAUGCCAUUGUGGGCAUCCACUUAAAACAAUGUGUAUAGUUAAACUCUGGAAUGCAACAACACAUAGAAAUGGCUAUUUGUUUCCUAUCGCCAUACAUAAUGUCUAGUAGAACCACUCGUUCCAGACAUUUCAGGAGGCUGUGCUAAAAUAACAAACAUUUGUUUUGGCAGAGCUUUGAAAGCAAGAUGUUGCAUACAUACCAGCAACAGCACAGCCAAACCUGUUUUUCUCUACGGAGGAUUUAAGUGUUCUGUAAACAACAGGGGCACUGAAAUGGAUGCACUGAAUGUAACUUAUUUAUCAUUCUGUUGGCCAGUCUGUUUGACAGGGUGCUUUUGUUUUCUCUUACUCCAAUAUAUAAUUACUCUAUUACAAUAUCUAUUGCCAGCAGUCAGGGUUAAACGUUGCAUGUUUCAUCAAUGGCCAAGACUUGUGUUUGACACUCGCAGCACAACAUGGCGUUUAGUCAUGGGGCUCUUUUCUGUGGCUUAUAGGUUAUUAUCAUCAGUCUCAGGUAGUAUUUUAAAAUCACUAUGACCAUAACAAUGAAGUGAUGUUGUCUUGUAGGUUAUGUGAAUCAGUCACUCAGUGUAAAAGAAAAAUCUUUUUUUUUUUUUUUUUUCAGUCACUGUUGCCUUUCAAAAGCCCUUGUUUUCUGGUUGUUUCUGGUGAUGUUUCGCUUGCCAUUUGAGAAAACCUCACUCCACUAUUGAGGGUUUACUAACUUAAUCAUACAUUUGUUUUCCAAGAUUAAGGUAAAGAAUGGCAGAAUGCUCAUCGCACGUGUUUGAUAUCCCCAUAUGGCUGUGUGCAUUGGGGCUUAAAAAUUUAUGUUUUAGAUGGUUGAACUGCUUGGCCCAAUUGCUGAUGGAACCAACAGAAUGUAGUGCUUGAGUAUUCUACUUUUAGCUAGAGCUUUUUUUAUUUUGAGUGCAUCUUUUUAAGAUGUCUUAAGCCAACAUGUUUGAAAACACUCAGUCUUUGUCAAGACAACAGACACUUGAGUUACUGAGUUACCAAAUGUUGCAGCAGGGAAUGAUUGGGUAAAGUAUUCUGCCAUCUGAUGCUAUAGUGUGUGUCUUUGUUGUAAUAACACACGUUACAAAGAUGUUUUCUGAGCAGGGAUCUUACCAAUUGGUCCUCCGAAUGGCCACAGCUGCUGGAAAUCCCAUAUGCAUUGUGGUUUUAAGGGUCUGGGCUGGAAUAGGAUGGUCCAUAUCAAGGCUGCUAUUGAGUGUAUUUACAACGCGCCAGCACUUUUCUUGGUUCACCAUGAACUGUUCUUGUUGUUGGGCCUAUGGUGUUUGCCUCCUACUUCAUGGACCACAAUUGUUUAGCCAUGAUAAUCUCAAAUCCUUGGUCUAUAUCUCAGGAUUAAAGCACUUUGGUACCUAUAAUUACUUUGAAACCACCUGUGGCUAUCUCUGGAGCUGUAUGCUCGGAUACACCAACGUAGGCUUUAAAAAAAAAAAAUCCCCUUCUAUUUUGCAUCUGAACUCCAUUCACAACACAAAGUAAUGUUUUUAGGAUAUGGGAUUACAGAUAUAGUGAGAGUAAUCUUAAGAAUUUUUUUUUUUUAAAGAACACCUAUUGAUUUUUAACCUGCAUAACCACUCAUUCCUUGCACAGAAUGACAAGGUUGUUAUUGGCCGGUCCAACUCUUAAGGAGCAACAAUGGCAAAAUGUAGAUAAAAGCAAAACAUUUGUUUAAAUUUGCUUUUAUCUUGGACCAGAGAAAAUUUUACUUUGACAUAAAUGUUCAUGGUUCUAUUUUUCUUAUAGAUUACGGGGUCAGUGGGUUAAAUGAAGGCUAGAUCAUUCUCUGCAUUUUAGCAUAUAGUGGUUUAUUAAAAUGACCCAACUUGUGCCUAAAAGCAUCUGUAUACUCACUGCUUUUAACCUUUUUUCUCUCUGAAUUUUGCCUGUUGUUUGUGGUCCUUGUUGCUUGUUCCCAAUUUAGGAUUUUGAUAUUAGAGUUACACUUUCACACAUUGUAUAUCUAUCUAUUUAAAAUGUCUUGAGUGUGCCUGUGUUGUCUGCGCAAAUUGUAAUGGUUAUUGUAUCUAUUAGACAACUAAAAUAGUAUGACUGUGGCUCAGGCAGGACUAGUGUUCUGUGUAUUAUCUCAUUCUGCAGCAGGAAGCAUGAACAGAAAUGGUUUAUUCUCAGGAUCAAGUUUGUUUUGGAAAAGAGAAGGAGGGAAGGUGGUAACUAUAACUCAGGCUUAAGGAGUCACUGGAUCUCUUGACCUCUUGUUGUUUGAGCUGCCAAAGACCAUAGUGAAACAGACGCUGGUCUGUCUGAAGUGCCCGCGCAUAAACUAGCAGGAGGCUGUGCUGACUCCAAUCCUCCCUUCCAUUUUCACUAGGUCAUAUUCACAUACUGAUUCACUGACCUUGACUUUGCUUGCUCCCACUCUACUGUACUAAACUGGACUGGAAGUUUUUGCCAAUUCUGGGUAACCUGAAUCAUAUGGUCAUCAUGCUUAAUUGCAAAGGUUUUUGAGUUCAUUUAAAAAAAACAAAAGACAGUUGUAGCAUGCAAAGACCGUAAUUUACUCUGGGCCUUUAUUUUUUUUAAAUAGUGGGUCAAUGUAAAAGCUGAACGCAACUAGGCAAAGAGUCUAAACACCGGGACUGAACACCACUUGAAAGUUAUGGAGUUUCUAUGCAGGGUUGAAUUGUUACAAGAUAAUCACAUAUUUACUGCAUGGCAGCCAUGUAACUAAAGGUUUUGUAUUAUAAAGCCAGUGUGCAUGAAAUGCUAAGUUGUCAGGUGUUUAGUUCCGGUUUUAAUGCUGUAAAGUAAUUGCUGUUAGAAAUGGUUUAGGAACAGGACAUUCCACAUGGAGAUUACUCAGUCUAUAUGCUCUGCAUUUAGUACCUGUGUAUAUACAGUAUAAAGGGUUUGAAGAGUAAGCAGGAAAUACUGACAAAGACUAAACACAUCAGCUUAACAGCUGGUCAGAGCAAGGAGAGCUGUGAUACCGUUCAAAAAUGACUCUUAUGAAGCUUGUCUUUUCAGUGUAUUUUUGUUUACUUUGUGUCUUGUUAACAUAACUUCCAGAGGCCAUUUUUUGUAACUCUUGUGUCUGGUACACUAAGGAAGGCUUAAUCGGCUUCAACUGAGAUAAAAAGCUACUCUUUGCCGUGUAUGUGCAAAUGUGUGUGUAUACUAUUGUAUACACUUAAGUCGGUCUUACAAUUAGUUUUAAAUAUUAUAAAAGAGAAAGUGAAUAUUGAGACAUUUUCCCACUAUCUCUGUAGGUAUACAAAUCUCUAUAGGUACAAACACUUCUGAGACCAGCAGUUUUGUGUACAACUUUGUUAUUUCCUAUUCAUUGUUGAGAAUUAAAGACUUCUUCUAUAGUACCACACCAGCAGAUAUUUAUUUUCUGUCUCUGUUAAAUAUAUAAAAGAAAAAAAUUUAAUCAAAGAGAACUCCCUGUGGCUAUGUGAAUUCCAAGAGCUGGUCUCUAAUGUAGUCCAUCUGAAAGUGUUGAUAGCAACUGAAAACUAUUGAUUGUAGUAAAUGUAUGAGGGUUUUGUUACAUCUACCACACAUAAACUUGGAGUGGAGGCUGCAAAUUCUUUGUGCUGAAUCACUGAGCUGCGUGAUCAUUUAUUAUUACCAAAGCAGCAUUGUCAUGUCAGUGUCAGUAAAACCAGACUUAACCGAUCAAUCGUUACUCAAAUUGUUUAUAGGGAAGAAACCCCCUAAAAAAAGUGUCCAAAAAAUGUAUUUCUGUAAUGCUAAUCAAAACUUCUCUUUUUAUGCAACGAAGGCCUUCUCAUAUGAGUACAUUCACAAAGACAAGGAAAUAAACCGCAACAAAACCAGACCUGGAGUUCUAUCAGGUUUCUGUUUUCUGUUCUCUUCAAAUUCUGUUUCUUUUAUGCAAGGUCAUAUUGUCAUAAGUGACUUUCUCAUUGAGAUGGGUGUAAAUAUCUUGAGUUGGGGUUAUGUAUGCUCAGAGUUGACCAAUACCUUGUCCAGCAUACUGGGCUUCGCCAGAGUUCAGCCUCAAAACUAUGCAAAAGGAAUGCAUAUAAUCCACUUGUUUGUUUAUUAUAUUUUUACUGUCACAAGACACACAGUAUUAAAAUCUUGCAAUGACAAUACUUGGCCUUAUGAUAACUAUAUUUUGUUUGAAUUUACUUUUAAAAUGGUUUAUUUUGAUCAGUCAGUCAAGCGACCGUGGUGAAGACGACAGGCUCACUCUUAGUCUCUGUGAGACUGGUUAGAUGGCCUCAGUUUUAUUGUGGUACGAAUGUUGUGCAUUUGUUUAAAAUCAACAUCAUUUGCAAUAAUAGUUUUAUUAAUGGCCACAAAGGGGAACAAGCAGUGCUGACAGCACCUGGCUGCUUCUUUAAGAACCACAGAACAAGAAGUCAACAUUCUAUAGAUACAUAUGUGAAGCUUGCACAGUAUUUGUACAGGUAUCAGCAAUGCAUUAUCAAAUUAUACUGUUAUGCAACACAUGUCAGUUAAAUAUAUUUCAGACCUUUCCUUUUACAAAAAUAGUUUUAUGUUAUAUGUUAGUGUUAAGAGCUUUCUUCUGUUAAAGUGAUCAGAUGAAUUCAUCACAGUGGGAUAUAUUUCAUGUUUGUAAGGAGGAAAUAAUUUUUUUUAAAGAACACAUUUGAGUUUGUAGUUCUAAAUGAUCCAUGACACAUUUUUGACUCAUGUUUCUGAAACCACCACUUGGUAAUUGUUUCAUCAAAGUUAUUACUCUCACCAUUUUGACUCAUCUGUUAAAGAGCUUUUAGUUGGUAAUUGGCAUAAUGUGUGCAUAAAUGUUUCCAUAAAACUUGUAGAAAAUCAAAGUUGAAUCUCCCCAAAUGUUCUGUUUAUGUGUUUUGUUUUGGGGGUUUUUUCAAGAUGAAUGUGCCUACAGGGGAUUGAAGAUUUUUAAUAGCAGAGUUGACCUAUGUUUAUACAUCACAUAGCCUACUCCCUCCAUGUAAAGUUUGAUGAAUCAAUGACAUGUGGGGGUUCAACCUGCGAGAUGUUGAUCUGAAUCUAUGUGGAAUGAAUGCUCCUCUUUUAGUCUGUGAAUAAAAGUGUAUAUCUA
Periophthalmus magnuspinnatus is the source of this 7667-nucleotide messenger RNA. RefSeq names its product F-box only protein 33. Gene Ontology annotation, molecular function: protein binding. Gene Ontology annotation, biological process: positive regulation of protein ubiquitination; SCF-dependent proteasomal ubiquitin-dependent protein catabolic process. The transcript is spliced from 6 exons. The coding region runs from base 115 to 1590 and encodes 491 amino acids. Gene Ontology annotation, cellular component: SCF ubiquitin ligase complex. Lineage: Eukaryota; Metazoa; Chordata; Actinopteri; Gobiiformes; Gobiidae. The record is from RefSeq and is a predicted model, not a curated record.